CUGGCCCCAUGGAGCCCGAGCUGGAGCACUCACUGAGCACGACCCCAUCCUGGAGCAGCCUGGUGGGUUCUCAGCAUCAAGAGAUGAGCUUCCUGGAGCAAGGAGAGAGCACUCCGUGGCCAUCACCCGCCAUGACCACCAGCUCAGAAAGAAGCCAUCGGAAGCGGGGGGCCAAGGCCUCAGGAUGGACAAGGCAGGAGGCUGUGGAGGAAGAGGACCUGCCAGGCCUGGGGGAAGGUCCCCAAUCCAGGCCAGCUGCUGAGUUCAUCGGGCUGGAGUCCACAUUCCCCAAGGCCACACCCUUGGCCCAGGCUGCUCCCUUGGACAUCCUCCCCUCUGAGUGCGCAGUCUCAGCCACGGGCUCCAGCGAAGAGUUCCCAGCCACAGUAGCUUGCAGGUCUGAGCUCAGCCUGGUGGAAGAGAGGCCUGCCCCGUGCCCAUCCCCGCAGGCCCCGUUACCCAAGCAGGGCUUGGACGAUGAACUGCAGAAGCCGGGAGCCCAGGUCUACAUGCACUUCAUGCAGAAGCACACCUGCUACGAUGCCAUGGCAACCAGCUCCAAGCUGGUCAUCUUCGACACCACGCUGGAGAUCAAGAAGGCCUUCUUCGCCCUGGUGGCCAACGGUGUCCGGGCCGCACCUCUAUGGGACAGCAAGAAGCAGAGCUUUGUGGGGAUGCUGACCAUCACAGACUUCAUCUUGGUGCUGCAUCGCUAUUACAGGUCCCCCCUGGUCCAGAUCUAUGAGAUUGAAGAGCAUAAGAUUGAGACCUGGAGGGAGAUCUACCUUCAAGGCUGCAUCAAGCCUCUGGUCUCCAUCUCUCCCAAUGACAGCCUAUUUGAAGCCGUCUACACCCUCAUCAAGAACCGGAUCCACCGCCUGCCUGUCCUGGACCCGGUAUCAGGCGACGUGCUCCACAUCAUCACACACAAACGGCUACUCAAGUUCCUGCACAUCUUUGGCGAUCUGCUGCCCCGGCCCCCAUUCCUCUACCGAACCAUCCAAGAUUUGGGCAUCGGCACAUUCCGAGACUUGGCUGUGGUGCUUGAAACGGCACCCAUCCUGACCGCACUGGACAUCUUUGUGGACCGGCAUGUGUCUGCACUGCCUGUGAUCAACGAAGAUGGUCAGGUCGUGGGCCUCUACUCCCGCUUCGAUGUGAUCCACCUGGCUGCCCAGCAUACCUACAACCACCUAGACAUGAGUGUGGGGGAAGCACUGAGGCAGAGGACGCUGUGUCUGGAGGGAGUCCUUUCCUGCCAGCCCAAAGAGAACUUGGGGGAAGUCAUCGACCGGAUUGUCCGGGAGCAGGUACACCGGUUGGUGCUAGUGGAUGAGAGCCAGCAUCUCCUGGGCGUGGUGUCCCUAUCCGACAUCCUUCAGGCACUGGUGCUCAGCCCUGCUGGCAUUGAGGCCCUCAGUGCCUGAGAAUAUGAGUCCUCAUUCCCAGACUGCCUUCCACAAGCGGAGCCAAUGAAGAGAGCUGGGUGUCGGCCUUCAUCUUCCCCCACCCCUAUUAGCUGGUUCGACUCUGGUUCAGGCUUCUCCAGCCCUCCCUAAAUGCCCUUGCCCUGACUAUUCUCCCAGAAGCCCUCGGGAAUGCCCAGUGCACUAUGGGAUGAUGACAUUAAGGAGAACAGCUGAGUCAAGCCUAGAGAUCCCUGAAUCAGAGGCACUGGGAUUGCCCUAAGGCCCACUGCUCCCUGUCCACCCACAUCACCUUCCCCAACCUGGGUUGUGACUGGCCCCAGUGGGGCCACGAGCCCUCAGCACAUGGGUAUAGUCAGGGGCUCAGGAUUCUUCGAAGCUCCUAAGAGUCCCAGCUGUUCUUCCCCCUGGAGAACCUCUGACCUCCUACUCCCCCUGCACUGUCGUUUCAGGACUGCUGGGGGCACCAUGGAGCAGCAGUUAUUUGUAGAACUGCCUGUUAGAGUGGCCCACCCUCCAUUCUCUUCCUCAGCUCUCACUUGCAAACAGUGUUCUCCGUUCCCAGUGAUGGCCCUGUAUUCAGAUCACUGACGAUGGACAUAGAGAAAACAAAAACAAAAAGAACAACACACAAAUUUAGGUUUUAUACGUUUCGCUCAGAAAAUGCUACAGUCAUUUGAUCUUGUGGCAAGACCCCUGCACUUUCUGAAUUCGAAGAUACAGAAGGAAAAUCUGUAAUUAGCAAA
Myotis brandtii (Brandt's bat) is the source of this 2173-nucleotide messenger RNA. It is a transcript of the gene PRKAG3, whose product is annotated as protein kinase, AMP-activated, gamma 3 non-catalytic subunit. The coding region runs from base 9 to 1427 and encodes 472 amino acids. The record is from RefSeq and is a predicted model, not a curated record. The transcript is spliced from 14 exons. Lineage: Eukaryota; Metazoa; Chordata; Mammalia; Chiroptera; Vespertilionidae.